This is a messenger RNA of Haliotis rubra (blacklip abalone), 1413 nucleotides long. Its product is annotated as eukaryotic translation initiation factor 5A-like. The record is from RefSeq and is a predicted model, not a curated record. The transcript has a single exon. Lineage: Eukaryota; Metazoa; Mollusca; Gastropoda; Lepetellida; Haliotidae. Gene Ontology annotation, molecular function: RNA binding; translation elongation factor activity; ribosome binding. Gene Ontology annotation, biological process: positive regulation of translational elongation; positive regulation of translational termination. The coding region runs from base 372 to 851 and encodes 159 amino acids.
UUCACCGCAGCGUGGAAAUCAUUAAGCUUGUCCUGGGCCCUGCCUUAUCAACCCAGAGCCACAAAUAAGGAUAUUGUCCAUGUCGCGCCUGUCGCACUGUAACAGUCCACGUACCGCCUCCACCUGAACUACUUUUGUCGACCUACUUUUCACAAGACCUCGUGUUCGCACAGCCUCAGCUAACGUGUGUUUCGGCGUAGAUGUGUUCAGCCAAAGUGUGCAGCAAGGAAAUUCUGUCUCACGGUACGAAAAGUGCGGGUCGAUCGAUUGCUUCUUUGUAAGUAGAAAGGAAGACGGUAUCGCUACACAUCCACCACUCUCGCUGACGACAGUCUCAAGUUUGUCAAGCAGGCCAAUCCACGUAAAACAAGAUGGCGGACGCAGCGGACGAGACUUUUGAACAAGCGGGGAGCGGAGCAUCGGCAUCUUAUCCUAAACAGUGUUCUGCCCUGAGGAAGAACGAAUACGUUCUCAUUAAAAAUCGUCCCUGCAAGAUAGUGGACUUGUCUACAUCAAAGACCGGGAAACAUGGCCACGCUAAGGUGCAUAUAGUAGGUACUGACUUGUUUACUAGUAAAAAAUUUGAAGAUGUCUGCCCGUCCACACACAACAUGAAUGUCCCGCACGUGAGCAGAAUAGAAUAUCAGGUGAUUGAUAUGGAUAGUGAUGGGUACUUGACUCUUAUGGACGACAAGAAUGGCACACGCGACGACAUGAAGAUCAGUGACAAAGAUGUCGAUAUGAGGAAAGAGUUUGAAACUAGAAUGAAGGAUGAAAUUCCUACUAUAGCUGUUGUACUCAAGGCAAUGGACGAAGAGGUUGUUAUCGGUGUCAAAUCAGGAAAGGAAUAAGAAUAUUAUUGCCAAGAUGGACAUGAACAAUUCAGAUCCUUUUACACGAGUUAAACGUGACACUGUCUAAAACGUAAACCGGAAGUCGGCCCUUUGGGUUACCACGUGGUCGACCGGGUGUCGGGUGAUUUUUAUGUGAAGCUGAUUCUUUCGUCGACAAUUUGUUUUGUGUUUAAGCAUGUGGACUGCAAUUUUGGACUGGAUACAAUCAUUCAACUUUCGAUUGAUAUUUAUUUGUAAAGGUUUUGUGUUAAGGAUGAAGAUAUCAUGACGUUGAUAAGAAAAUCAAUCAGAAGAAUCCAUUGUUCGGCGAAUUUGUGACUGGUAGGCGUGUUGAACAUCCGAGGACGAUAUCAACCAGGACUGUGAACUUUUGCUAAGUUAAUAAACGUUCAUGUCGUAUGAUCAUUGUAUUUAAAGAAUCAUGAUCUUAUCAACAGUUAUAAAAUGAGUAACAGUAACUUAUUUAUCCUAUUGUCAUAACUGAAGGUCUCUGCGUUUAAAUAAUGUCCUGUACUUUUUGAAAUGAGCCACAUGACUCAAUAAAUCAAUGAUUUGGUAA